CUUAAAGGAAAACAAAUGGAGGUUCUGCCAAGCCCGUGGCUUAACUGUAAAGGAAACCUCCCUCCUACCCUCUCCACCUCCCUCCUCCCAGCCAGGCCCGCCCCAGGUCCAGCACUAUAUCAAGAGCCUGCCUCCCUCUACCAAACUCCACAAUCCUGCUACAGUUUACAGCUGUAUAACGGCCCUCUCUCCUCGUGUUCACUCUUGACCAGCAGACAGUCAGCCAUCAUGUUUUACAGCCAGAGCACCGUUGGUGGUCCCUCCAUGAUCACCAGGCAGAGCCGCAGCUACACAUCAAGUGCUGCUCCCCACAAGGCUCACAGCGUGUCAGGACUGAGCUUCAGAAGUGGCCCACGCAUCUCCUCUACCAGCGUGCGCACUGUCUCCUCCGGGUAUGGAGGUGGCAUGGGAGGCGGCAUGGGAGGCGGCAUGGGGUACGGCAGCGGCGGGUUUGACCUGUCCAACGCCCUGGACCAGAGCUCCGUGCACCUGAACGAGAAGGCCACCAUGCAAAACCUGAACGACCGUCUGGCUUCCUACCUGGACAAGGUCCGCUCUCUGGAGGCGGCCAACGCCAAGCUGGAGGUGCAGAUCAGAGAGUACUAUGAGCAGAAGGGGCCUGCAGCAGAGAGGGACUACAGCAAAUACUGGGCCAUCAUCAAUGACCUGAAGGACAAGAUUGCCGGCGCCACCAUCGGCAAUGCCAACAUUCUGCUCCAGAUUGACAACUCCAAACUGGCUGCUGAUGACUUCAAAACCAAAUUCGACCAUGAGCUGAUGAUGCGCCAGUCAGUUGAGGCUGACAUCGCCAACCUGCGCCGUCUGCUGGACCAGACCACCCUGACCAAGGCUGACCUGGAGAUGCAGAUCGAGGGCCUGCAGGAUGAGCUGGCAUACCUCAAGAAGAAUCACGCAGAGGAGCUGGCAGCAAUGCGUUCUCAGCUUACUGGCACAGUCAACGUGGAGGUGGAUGCCGCGCCCCAGGCAGACCUCAACAAAGUCCUGACCGAGAUCCGCGCCCAGUACGAAGCCAUCACUGACAAACAUCGUCGCGACCAGGAGUCCUGGUUUAAUGAGAAGGUGAAUAGACUUCCAUAAACAAUCACAUCCCACACGCUGCAAAUGACUGGAGUAUCGGUGACCUGCAGGGCUAAAUGCAGGGGCCUGGAGAUUGAGCUGCAGUCUCAGCUCAGCAUGAAAGGGGCUCUGGAGAACACACUGGCAGAGACAGAAGGUCGUUACAGUGCUAUGCUCGGCGCCUUCCAAGACACAAUCAACAUGCUUGAAAACGAACUAGGCAACGUGCGCUCGAGCAUCGAACAGCAGGGCCAGGACUACAAGAUGCUGCUGGACAUCAAGACCAGGCUGGAGCAGGAGAUCGCAACCUACAGGAGCCUGCUGGAAACAGAGGAGUCCAGACCUAUUGCUACAGGGGGCUCAAAGACCACAGUCACAACCACCACUGUGCGCAGUUCCAGCUAGGAGGUGCAACUGGCAGGACAAGCUGUUCUCAGAUGCACACAUUCACACACACACACACACACACACACAUACUCCAGCUAAUAAAAGCUGUUACACAAGAUGAGUGAAACUGUACUGGAGAAAACUCAGAUAUGUUAAAAGUAAAGCCCGUUUACAACAUUUGCAUUUAAUUUGCUUUAGAAGAAAUCAUUGUGUGUGUGUGUGUGUGUGUUUAUGUGUGAUCUGUCUGAAAAAUAAAUCUGCUGGUAAAUACAA
Messenger RNA from Perca fluviatilis (European perch), 1737 nucleotides. It is a transcript of the gene krt94, whose product is annotated as keratin 94. NCBI's taxonomy places the organism in Eukaryota, Metazoa, Chordata, Actinopteri, Perciformes, Percidae. The transcript is spliced from 8 exons. Gene Ontology annotation, molecular function: structural molecule activity. The record is from RefSeq and is a predicted model, not a curated record.